UCUCCCGGAGUCCCACCUCCCGCACACAUUCUCUCUAGCUCUUGAGUUUGAAUGAUGUUCUCCAGUAGCCAGUUCGACGCCGUAUCUGCCUUUCCCGGCGGCGGAUCCAUGCUCUCUCAGCAAUCUCAGCCGACAGAUUCGCCGUUCUCGUCGGCAAAAAGUCGCGAAACUCAGGGCUUGGUCCCAGUGACAGUGAAGCAAAUAAGUGAAGCUUCUCAGUAUGGCGACGAAAAAUCAAAUUUUGUAAUCAACGGUGUGGACGUUGCAAAUGUCACGGUGGUUGGGAUGGUGUUUGAUAAAGCUGGAAGGAACACGGAUAUUGGUUUCACCAUUGACGAUGGAACAGGACGGAUUGGAUGUAGAAGAUGGAUGAAUGAGAAUUUUGACACAAUAGAAAUGGAGGAAAUACUAGAUGGAAUGUAUGUUCGUGUUAAUGGACACUUGAAAAGCUUUAAGGGCGUUAAGCAAUUAGUUGCUUUCUCUGUCAGGCCUGUAACAAACUUCGAUGAGGUUACCUUCCAUUUUAUUGACUGCAUACAUAACUACUUGCAGUCCAAAUCACAGCUGCAAGGAGUUACCCCAACCCAGAUGCAGCCAGUGGAUACAUCUCUCAGUCCUUCAGUGAAGAGUGCAUCAAGUGGAUAUCAGACAGCCCCAUCUAGUCAAUUCUCUGGUCAAUCCAGCAAUAUUGAUGGGGUCAAGAGCUGUGAUCAAUUGGUCAUUGACUAUUUGCAGCAGCCUGCAAGCAUUGGACAGGAAAAGGGAGUACAUAGGGAUGAACUUUCACGGCAGCUAAAAUUUUCUGUGGAGAAGAUCAUGGAAUCUAUUAGGUCUCUUGAAGAGGAGGGUUUGAUAUACUCCACCAUCGACGAGUUUCACUACAAGUCAACUCAAUGUGGUUGAUACUCUUUGAGGAUUGCUAGGGUUUGGUGUUAGGAGUUAGGGCCAUACAUAAUGAGUGUCCUUUGCUGUUUUAUGUUUCUUAUAUUUGGUUUGAAGAGUGUGUAGAUAGAUAUAUAGUUGGAUGCUUUUUAAUUGAGCAAAGACUAUUAUAUAAUUGCAACCGAAAACUGUAUCAAUGCUAUUUCCUUAAACUAAUGUUGUAAAUUUUUUGGGUUUUCUUCCAAGGAUCAUGCCUUUUUUGGUGAUAGAGAUGCUAUAAUUAUUCGGGAGAACGAUAGAUAAAAAAUGAAAAUUUUUAUUUAUUGUUUUUUCAA
Juglans regia (Persian walnut) is the source of this 1217-nucleotide messenger RNA. RefSeq names its product replication protein A 32 kDa subunit A-like. The record is from RefSeq and is a predicted model, not a curated record. The transcript is spliced from 10 exons. Gene Ontology annotation, biological process: nucleotide-excision repair; double-strand break repair via homologous recombination; DNA replication. Gene Ontology annotation, cellular component: nucleus; chromosome, telomeric region; site of double-strand break. Bases 52 to 903 code for a protein of 283 amino acids. Gene Ontology annotation, molecular function: DNA binding. Lineage: Eukaryota; Viridiplantae; Streptophyta; Magnoliopsida; Fagales; Juglandaceae.